Symbiodinium sp. CCMP2456 is the source of this 677-nucleotide messenger RNA. The record is from the annotation of a GenBank genome assembly. NCBI's taxonomy places the organism in Eukaryota, Dinophyceae, Suessiales, Symbiodiniaceae.
GUGUUCACUCCAGAUGUCGAGGCCAAGCUCAAGGCUAGGUUGCAUGCAGAGGAGUGGAGGACCGCCUUGUCGGAUGAGAUUGAGUCCCUUCUCUCAAAGGGGGCGAUUCGGAAGGUGACAGGGAAGGAGGCUUCUGAGUUGCAGAGGGAUCCGCGGAGUACUCUUCUCCAUGCUAAAGGGGUCUACACCGUCAAGCCAGGCAAACACCACAGCGACGGAAGGCCCCGCCAGCCCUUCCGACGGAAGGCACGAUUGGUGGCCUGCGGCAAUGAGUCGGCUUACACCGAUACGGCCGAUCUUUACGCAGCAGGCGUGGCAGGUGAUAUCCUGCGAGCGUCUCUCCUCCUCGCAGGAAGGGAGAAAUGGAAGGCCUACGGCACUGACGUGCACACAGCCUUCCUCCUGGCCCCGCUGGGCACUUCUCGCCGGUACCUCCUACGGCCCCCGGCCAUACUCCGGUCCCUAGGCCUGGUUCAAGAAACGGAAGUCUGGGAGGUGGGAAAGGCCAUCUACGGCCUUCGUGAAUCACCACGUUGGUGGACGGAGUACAGAGAUGAUUGUCUUCGGCAGCUUAGGUUCCAGGCCCCCAACCCCGAGACCGGAGAACUGGAGGAGCACUGGCUUGAGCAAGGUUCCACAGAGGGCAACAUCUUCAAGAUCCGAGGCCCUGGGAAGGA